Molecule: messenger RNA, 1011 nt
Organism: Vigna angularis (adzuki bean)
Lineage: Eukaryota; Viridiplantae; Streptophyta; Magnoliopsida; Fabales; Fabaceae
Exons: 4
Coding region: 1-1011 (336 amino acids)
Molecular function (GO): GTPase activity; GTP binding
Source: RefSeq, a predicted model, not a curated record
AUGUAUGGAGUUGUUGCUGCUCUUUCAUCUCCGAAGCCCGACUCCACUAUUCCUUCAAACUCAAAACUAGUUGAGGAGUGGACUUACGCGAACAAGGUAUGCCGACACACUCUGCUUAGUGCACUUUCUAAUGAUUUGUUCGAUGUGUACUGUUCCUACAAGGAAGCAAAGGACAUUUGGGACUCGUUGAUUCUCAAAUACACUACCGAAGAUGUCGUCAGACAAAGAUUCGUCAUAGGAAAUUACUAUCGUUGGGAAAUGAUUGAAGACAAGGACAUAAAAACUCAAAUCAAUGAAUACCACAAGUUGCUCGAAGACAUCAAAGCAGAAAACAUUCUACUACCGGAUGAAUUUGUUUCAGAACUCCUGAUUGAGAAAUUGCCGCCAUCCUGGACAGAUUACAAACAACAGUUGAAACACAGACACAAGCAAAUGUCUCUACCAGAACUCAUUACACACAUAAUAAUUGAAGAUACCAACAGGAAGGAGUCUGCUACUACAAGAGCCAAAGCUUUAUCUGCGAAAGCAAAUAUGGUAGAAGUAAAACCUGCUCCAAAAAGGCGUAGAGCGAGAAACGACAAUCCUCCUAGGGCCAAUAUAGCCGAAGGAGAUGACAUUAUUGUUGCGGUUGUUUCUCAAGUGAAUCUGAUGACCAAUGUGAGCAAGUGGGUAGUAGACUCUGGUGCUACUAGGCAUAUCUGUGCAAACAGAAGUGCUUUUACCACUUACACUAGUGUAGGGGAUGGAGAAGAACACGUCUACCUCGGUGAUUCCAAGACCACUCCUGUUCUGGGAAAAGGAAAAAGCCAAAAUGGAUGUGAGAUAUCCGUUUGGCCUUCAAUAGACGUAUCAGGAACCAAUGUUCUGUCUUAUGUCAAUAUGUCCAAGUGUCUGUCCUCAUUGCUCAAUGACGAUCCUGCAAUAAUGGAAAGACGAAGUGCCCUUGCAAAGAGGCUUGAGUUAUAUCGGAGUGCACAAGCUGAGAUCGAUGCAGUUGCAUGGUCUAAAUAG